CACUUUUGGACCACCCGGCUGCCGUAGAGGAAGUGUUACCGGAGAGCAACCUCGUGUUGUAUUGUGGGAAGUGUGCCCCUAACAAUCAUGGCAGACGCAUUUGGAGACGGUUUGUUCAGCGUGUUUGACGAGGAACAACAAAGUGCCACAAGCAAAAAGAUACCUGCCUCACUGACUCCAGAAAUAGGCAAAGCUGUUGUUAAAAAUGGCACUGACAAGGAGGCUGGUCCAUCUCCCAGGGUCAAGAGGGAGGCAGACAGCGACGGUGGAGAGGAGGUGGUGUUUGGGAAGAAACCACGACUGGAAGCCGUAUCUGCGAAUGACCUAAAUCUUGCAGAAUUUAUGCCACAAGUGAAGGUGGAGCAAGUUGAGACUGUUGAAGGAUGUUCCCAUGAGGUCGCUCUGCCUGCCAGUGAUGAAUAUAAACCUCUGAAGCCGCGAGUGGGGAAAGCAGCCAAGGAGUAUCCUUUUAUUCUCGACCCGUUCCAGCGCGAGGCUAUUUUAUGUAUCGACAAUAACCAGUCCGUGCUUGUGUCCGCACACACAUCUGCUGGCAAGACUGUCUGUGCUGAAUAUGCCAUUGCACUAGCCCUCAGAGAGAAGCAGAGAGUGAUCUUUACCAGCCCCAUCAAAGCCCUCUCCAACCAGAAGUACAGAGAAAUGUACGAAGAGUUCCAGGAUGUGGGACUGAUGACUGGUGACGUCACCAUCAACCCCACUGCCUCCUGCCUUGUCAUGACAACAGAGAUCUUGAGGAGCAUGCUGUACCGAGGCUCUGAGAUCAUGAGGGAAGUGGCGUGGGUCGUCUUUGAUGAGAUCCAUUACAUGAGAGAUUCAGAGCGUGGUGUGGUGUGGGAGGAGACCAUCAUUCUUCUUCCUGACAACGUGCAUUACGUCUUCCUGUCGGCCACCAUCCCCAACGCUAGACAGUUUGCAGAGUGGAUUUGCCACCUACAUAAGCAGCCAUGCCAUGUAGUCUACACAGACUACCGGCCCACUCCGCUGCAACACUACAUCUUCCCUGCAGGGGGCGACGGACUCCACCUGGUGGUUGAUGAGAAUGGAGACUUCAGAGAGGACAAUUUCAAUACAGCUAUGCAGGUGCUGAGAGACGCUGGGGAUUCUGGGAGCAGCAGCGGAGGGGGCAAAUGGGACCCGAGAGGACGGAAAGGAGGAACCAGAGGUCCAUCCAGUGUGUUCAAAAUAGUGAAGAUGAUCAUGGAGAGGAACUUCCAGCCUGUCAUCAUUUUCAGCUUCAGCAAGAAAGAGUGUGAGGCGUACGCUCUGCAGGUGGCCAAACUGGACUUUAACAGGGAUGAUGAGAAACGCCUGGUGGAGGAAGUGUUCAACAACGCCGUGGACUGCCUGUCAGACGAAGACAAGAAACUCCCCCAGGUGGAGCAUGUGCUGCCGCUGUUGAAGAGGGGGAUAGGAAUCCAUCAUGGAGGCCUACUGCCCAUCCUGAAAGAGACCAUAGAGAUCCUUUUCUCUGAAGGCUUGCUGAAGGCCCUGUUUGCCACAGAGACAUUCGCCAUGGGCAUCAACAUGCCGGCUCGCACUGUGCUCUUCACUAGUGCCCGGAAGUUUGAUGGCAAGAAUCACCGCUUUAUUACUUCAGGUGAGUACAUCCAGAUGUCUGGGCGUGCUGGGAGGAGAGGAAUGGACGACAGGGGAAUUGUUAUCUUCAUGGUGGACGAAAAGAUGAGUCCAGCUGUAGGCAAACAGUUACUUAAGGGCUCAGCAGACCCUUUGAACAGUGCCUUCCACCUGACCUACAACAUGGUGCUCAACCUGCUGCGUGUGGAGGAAAUCAACCCAGAGUACAUGCUGGAGAAGUCUUUCUACCAGUUCCAACACUACAGGGCUUUGCCUGGUGUCGUGGAGAAAAUUAAGAAGUUGGAGGAGCAGUACCACGCCAUUGAGAUUCCCAAUGAAGAAAGUGUGGUCACUUACUUUAAAAUCAGACAGCAGCUGGCCAAACUGGGUAAAGAGAUACAAGAGUUUGUCCAUAAACCCAAGUACUGCUUGCCCUUCCUGCAGCCUGGGCGACUUGUCAAGGUAAAAAAUGAAGAUGCUGACUUUGGCUGGGGAGUCGUUGUAAACUUUUGCAAGAAGUCUAAUGUGAAGACCAGUACAGACUCAGAGCCGCUGUAUGUGGUGGAGGUCUUGGUCCACUGUAGUAAAGAGAGUGUAAAAGAUGCAGCGACUGAAGCUGCUAAACCUGCUGCUCCAGGGGAGACUGGAGAGAUGCAGGUGGUCCCAGUGAUGCUCCAUCUCCUGACUUCCAUCAGCUCAGUUCGUCUUUACAUCCCCAAAGACCUGAGGCCCUUUGACAACAGGCAGCUCAUGCUCAAGUCUAUACAGGAAGUGCAGAAGCGCUUCCCAGAUGGAGUUCCUCUGCUCGACCCUGUAGAUGACAUGGGCAUCAAAGACCCUGCACUGAAGAAAGUUAUUCAGAAGGUGGAGGCCUUUGAGCACCGCAUGUACUCCCACCCGCUGCACAGCGACCCCAACUUGGAAUCGGUCUAUUCUCUCUGUGAGAAGAAAGCUCUGAUUGCGGCAGAUGUUCGAACAGCCAAGCGAGAGCUGAAGAAAGCUCGGACCGUCCUGCAGAUGGACAAGCUGAAGUGCAGGAAAAGAGUUCUGCGGCGCCUCGGCUUCGCCAGUCCUUCUGACGUCAUCGAGAUGAAAGGGAGGGUCGCCUGUGAAAUCAGCAGCGCCGAUGAGCUCCUGUUGACCGAGAUGGUGUUCAACGGUCUCUUCAACGAUCUAACGGUCGAACAAGCCACCGCUCUGCUGUCCUGCUUUGUCUUCCAGGAGAACGCCAGUGAGAUGCCAAAACUGACUGAACAACUUGCUGCACCCUUGAGACAAAUGCAGGAGUGCGCCAAGCGUAUAGCCAAGGUGUCUGCAGACGCCAAGCUGGAGGUGGACGAGGAGACGUAUCUAAACCAGUUUAAGCCUCACCUGAUGGAUGUGGUCUACGCCUGGGCUAACGGAGCCACGUUUGCUCAGAUCUGCAAAAUGACCGACGUCUUUGAAGGAAGCAUCAUCCGCUGCAUGCGCCGUCUGGAGGAGGUACUGAGACAAAUGUGCUCUGCAGCCAAGGCCAUAGGCAACACUGAGCUGGAGAACAAGUUUGCUGAAGGAAUAACAAAGAUCAAGAGAGACAUCGUCUUUGCUGCCAGUCUCUACCUAUAAUGACCUCACAUCUUUCCCACAUGAUGGGCAGUUCCUACUGGUGGAUUCAUUCUGUUUUUGACUUUUUGUCAUGAUUAACCCCCUAUAGAUCUCUUAACCAUCCGCUCUUUGUUUUUGUGUCACAUUAGGGUCAACUUUUUGUCUUUGUAGUUCGGUUAAAACUGUUCUUGAUGGAAAAAUUAUUUAUUCGUCCCUCAGAUCACUCUUCUGAACAGUUUUUUUUUUCCAUCACACCUUACCUGAACUUUGUAAUGUUGAGUCCUUUUAUCCACGAAGAGAUCCAGGAUUUACUGCUUCCAUAAGGGUUCCUACCUUGUAAUGAAUGAUGUAGGAGCCAAUUUUAUAACUGAAUGAGCCUGAAUAUGUCUGAGGAUGUAAGCACAAGUGUUGCUUUUUUUUUUGUUUGUUUUUUCAUUUUUAAAGGCAUUUAAGUGAAUGCAUCUAUGUGGCCAGAAUAUAUUGAACAUACAGGCUUUUUAUUUUUUUGCUCACAUAAAGCAAAGUGGUGCAUCAUGAGAAAAGGUAAACAACACAAGCUUUUAAUUUUACGUGAUGGCUCAUGGCAUAAUACAUCAAACACUUUUGUUC
Molecule: messenger RNA, 3789 nt
Organism: Thunnus maccoyii (southern bluefin tuna)
Lineage: Eukaryota; Metazoa; Chordata; Actinopteri; Scombriformes; Scombridae
Gene: mtrex
Product: Mtr4 exosome RNA helicase
Exons: 27
Coding region: 88-3201 (1037 amino acids)
Biological process (GO): maturation of 5.8S rRNA; RNA catabolic process
Cellular component (GO): nucleus
Molecular function (GO): ATP binding; RNA helicase activity; RNA binding
Source: RefSeq, a predicted model, not a curated record